Molecule: messenger RNA, 489 nt
Organism: Penicillium egyptiacum
Lineage: Eukaryota; Fungi; Ascomycota; Eurotiomycetes; Eurotiales; Aspergillaceae
Source: the annotation of a GenBank genome assembly
AUGUGCACCCGCCUCUUCUUCCUUGCUACAAUCUACAACCUCGGGGUUACAUCCAUUAACAAAGACAUACUAGACCCCAGAGAUCCAGACGGCGACUCUACAAUGACCUCUUCCAUCGAGUCCAUCCUCCCUGACGACGGUACUAGAACUGGCGCCCGCACUCCGACCGGCACCGCCCAAGCUUCUUCAGCUGGCGCUGAUGUAUCGGAGCUUUCCCCCCCUGGCUCCCAGACAAAGCAAGAAGCUGGGGCCUUUCUCGGUGACAUUGGGUCUGCGCUGGAACAGCGCGGAGGACAGUCUGCGGAGAAGACGUCCGACUCGAACAUCGCGGCGUGGAAGAGCAAGCGUGCUCAAGAGGAAUACCAGCGUGCUAUGGAGUAUGUCGUUGAUAAAGAUUUCAAGCUAGGUACGUGGCUUCCAGUAUCUACUUGGUUUGGCUUGGGUUAUGUUCCAUCCAUGGAUGUCUGUACAGUGUGCUCACUAGCUUGA